Cetraspora pellucida is the source of this 231-nucleotide messenger RNA. Lineage: Eukaryota; Fungi; Glomeromycota; Glomeromycetes; Diversisporales; Gigasporaceae. The record is from the annotation of a GenBank genome assembly.
AUGAAUGAGAUCAUUUUACCAGGGCUAGAAUUUGUUCCUCCUCCAACCAUCUCUCUUAGUACCACAAAAAAUUAUUUAAAAGAGCUUGGAUACACAUAUGAAAGGGUGAAAAAAGGUGCUUAUGUAGACGGACAUGAGAGAGAAGAUGUGGUAGCCUAUCGGAGUAUAUUUUUGAAACGAAUGAGUGAAUUUGAGCAUAGAAUGCCUAUAUUUUCAGGUGAUAAUAUGGAA